UUUCAGUAUCGACCUCCUUCACGCAGCAUCUCUGCUCUCCAUCCUCCUCCUCCUCUUUCUCUUCCUCCUCCGCCGCCUUCUCUUCCUCCUCCUCCUCCUCCUCCUCCUCCUCUUCCUCCUCCUCUUCCUCUGCAGGUGGAUGGAGGCUGGAAGCUCCGGAGACACGAGCCAUGCACGGGACCCGCUGCUGUCAGCCUGCUGAGCACCUCCCUCCUCACAUCCUUAAAUGACCCGGUGCUGAGGAGAGAGAGAGAGUGGGGGGGGGGGGGAUCAUGGCAUGCUGGCCUCACCGGGCCUCCACCAGCACUGACCACCAUGGGGCUCCGGUCCAGGACCGUCGCUAGCGGCUCUGAGGAGCAGAAGAAGACCUCCGGAGCUCCUGAUGGAGGAGGCGAUGGAGGUGAUAAGGAUGGCGCGCUGCUGCUGCUGGUGUCCGGCCGGGUGGACCUGAAGCGGGGCUCCUCUCAGGGCUCUCAGGGCAUCGGGAUCGGGUUGCUGGCCAAAACCCCCCUGAACUACAGCCGGCCGGCCAAGAGGAAUAACGUCCGCAGGAGGAGGAUCCAGAACCUGCUGUACGACGCGCUGGAGAGGCCGAGAGGAUGGGCGCUGCUCUACCACGCCUUCGUGUUUUUAAUUGUUCUGGGCUGUUUGAUUCUGGCCAUACUGACGACAUUCAAGGAACACGAGAAUGUGUCUGCACACUGGCUGGUCAUACUGGAAACCUUCGCCAUCUUCAUCUUCGGAGCAGAGUUUGGACUUAGGGUCUGGGCGGCGGGAUGCUGCUGUCGCUACAAAGGAUGGAGGGGGAGGCUGAAGUUUGCUCGCAAACCUCUCUGUAUUCUAGACAUUUUUGUGCUGAUUGCCUCGGUGCCGGUGGUGGCGGUGCGUAACCAGGGCAACGUGUUGGCCACAUCCCUGCGCAGCCUGCGCUUCCUGCAGAUCCUGCGGAUGCUGCGUAUGGACCGGAGAGGAGGGACGUGGAAGCUGCUGGGGUCCGCCAUAUACGCUCACAGUAAGGAGCUGAUCACAGCCUGGUACAUCGGCUUCCUGUCUCUGAUCCUGGCGUCUUUCCUCGUCUACCUGGUGGAGAAGGACGACAACUCCAUGGACGUGUCCAACCCCGACAACCCCACCGUUCAGCCCAGUUCGCAGGAUUUCGACACGUACGCCGACGCUCUGUGGUGGGGGCUGAUCACGCUGACCACCAUCGGUUACGGGGACAAGACCCCAAAGACCUGGGCUGGGAGACUGUUAGCCGGCACUUUUGCUCUGAUCGGAGUGUCCUUCUUCGCUUUGCCUGCAGGGAUCCUGGGUUCAGGUUUGGCUCUGAAGGUCCAGGAGCAGCACAGACAGAAGCACUUUGAGAAGCGCAGACAUCCGGCCGCCGGGCUCAUCCAGUCCGCCUGGCGAUAUUAUUCCACCAAUCCAAUCAGGGAUGACCUUAUUGCCACGUGGAGAUUUUACGAAACCAUCAUCUCUCUUCCCUGUUUCAGGAAGGAUCACUUGGAGGUCAUGGCGAGUCAAAAGCUGAGUUUACUCGAGCGUGUUCGCCUUCCCAACACACGGCCGUCGGCCGGGUCGGGCAAGAGGCUCACGGGUCACGCCGACUCCAUCGAGGAAAGUCCCUCCAAGGAGCCGAAACCUGCCGGCUUCAGUAACCGGGAACGCUUCCGCACCGCCUUCCGCAUGAAGGCCUACACACUCCGCCAGAGCUCCGAAGAUGCAGGAGGCCUGGGAGAAUCAGCCUUAGAGGACCGGGGCUUCCCUCCAGACAUCCUCAUGGAGGAGAUGAUCCCCACGCUGAAACUGGUCAUCAGGGCAGUCAGGAUCAUGCAAUUCCUCUUGAACAAGAAGCGGUUUAAGGAAACUCUGAGGCCUUACGAUGUCAAAGACGUGAUCGAGCAGUACUCUGCCGGACACCUGGACAUGCUCUGUAGAAUUAAAUACCUCCAGACAAGGAUCGACAUGAUUCUCGCCCCUGGACCCCCCCUCACCCCCAAACAGAAGAAAACUCAGAAAACGCCCUUUACCUACCCGCCCAAUCAGUCUCCCAGGCAGGAGUCCUACCUAGCCAAAGCCGCCUCCAUGCCAGAUGCCGAAGACCAAAGCAUGAUGGGUAGAUUUGUCCGGGUGGAGAGACAGGUGGAGGACAUGGAGAAGAAGUUGGACUUCCUGGUGGACAUGCACAUCCAGCACACUGAGCACCUGCAGGUGGACUCUGCCGGCGCCGCCCACAUGACCCUGGAGGCCUGCGACUCUACGGGGAACGGCGAGGUCCGGCGGGUUUUCUUCAACUACGCCGAGGCGUUCCCGCACAUGUCGUACCAGAUGCCCGUCAGCAAGGUGAGUCCGUACUGUGGCCGAGGACGAGGAGGCGGAGAGGGGACCGGGUCGGCCGGGGUAAGCCGCGUACCGCCAGACCACCAUCCCCCACCGUCACACCUCCACCAACGCCACCCUCCAGCUGCCAUCCCCACCUACGCCGAGCGUCCCACAGUGUUGCCCAUCAGCUCCCUGCAGGAUUGUCAGCGGGGCCGGGCAGGACCACAGGGGGGGGGGCGGGGGGCCGACUCGCCGCUCUCCCUGCUAUCGGUGAACCACGAGGAGCUGGAGCGCUCGCCAAGCGGGUUCAGCAUCUCUGGGGAGCGGGAGGACGGGGAGGACUUGUCGAUGGGGGCCAGGGACGCCGGCUGGACGAGACCCAGACCGAGCUACCUGGCGGAGGGGGAGACGGACACGGACACGGACCCUUUUACACCCAGCGGGGGGCCCCUGCCGCUCUCCUCCACGGGGGAGGGAUUCGGCGACGCCGUGUGGAACACGCCACCCUGAGAGGUGGUCAUGUGACACCACACAAAAACUCUGAGACCUUAAAUCCAACCCAUGCCUCUAAACCCCAAAUGGGUCAAAGCCACACCUCCGGACCAAACCAUUUGGAGGGAAAAGGUGGUGUCUAAUCCGCCUUGAUGCUGCGAGGUCGCGAGCGAGGUCAUCGACCUUUCAGAGGCCGAUCUCAUCAACCGACCGCCGUCCAGACGACAGAGAGCCAUGGCAUCGAGACUGCCCAGAAAAAAAAUGUAAAACAGACAGUUUGUAAAGUAAAACUCUGUACAGCGCACUCAAAAAAAAAGAACAUUAAUAUACAUACUAUAUACACCCAAAAAGCUUUAUCGCUGCAAAGCCAACCGCACUGCAUGUAACGCAUGCGAUUUUUAGUGUAGACACUGCGAAGUUCAGGAUAUCAGGAAACGGAAAAAAGCGAUUUGAAUGGAUACAUACUAUACUUGCUAUGCCAUUUUGUAAACACUUAUUUUUUUAUAUGAAUACAUUUCCAUGGUUUUGUUGCAUGGUUUGCAUGAUAAUGCACCAUCGUAGGGGUGACGGUCGGUCGGAGGGCGAUAACGGAACCAAAAGUCUCUUUGUUUGUUUUUGUAUGUUUGUUUGAUGAGUGUGUUUCUGAGUGAAUGAGAGAGAGAGAGAGAACGACGGGGACAAACAAAACACUGCUUUAGUUGCUUUCACCAUUUUCUUUUUUCGUUGCUGUGAAUCCUUCGAGGAUCGAGGAUCAGUUCUAGUUUUCUGAUCCCGUCACUUCGUUUUCACACCACCGA
This is a messenger RNA of Sebastes umbrosus (honeycomb rockfish), 3611 nucleotides long. RefSeq names its product potassium voltage-gated channel, KQT-like subfamily, member 3 (gene kcnq3). Gene Ontology annotation, cellular component: membrane. Gene Ontology annotation, molecular function: voltage-gated potassium channel activity. The record is from RefSeq and is a predicted model, not a curated record. Gene Ontology annotation, biological process: transmembrane transport; potassium ion transport. Lineage: Eukaryota; Metazoa; Chordata; Actinopteri; Perciformes; Sebastidae.